AUGAGUCAAACUAGACAAACAUCUGGUUUAACAACAUCAACAUCUCAUUAUACAUCAUCAAGAUCAUCAAAUUCACCAUCAAUAAAAGCACUUCAACUUGAAUAUGCAAAAUUACAAAAAGAACCAGUAGAAGGUUUUACUGUUAAACUUGAUGAUGAUUCAAAUCUGUAUAAAUGGCAUGUGGGAAUAUUUGGUCCACCAGAUACUUUAUAUGAAGGCGGUUAUUUUAAAGCUGAUAUGGAAUUUCCAACAACCUAUCCAUUUGCUCCACCAAAAGUUCGAUUUCUUACAAAAAUGUGGCAUCCAAAUAUUUACGAAAAUGGUGAAGUAUGUAUAUCAAUUCUUCAUCCUCCAACUGAAGAUCCUCAAUCAGGUGAACAUCCAAGUGAACGGUGGAAUCCUACACAAAAUGUUCGAACAAUUUUAAUGUCAAUAAUAAGUCUAUUGAAUGAGCCAAAUUGUUCAUCACCUGCAAAUGUUGAUGCUAGUGUUAUGUAUCGAAAAUAUAAAGAAAAUAAAGAUAAUGAAUAUGAAACAAUAAUAAAAAAA
Adineta steineri is the source of this 549-nucleotide messenger RNA. The record is from the annotation of a GenBank genome assembly. Lineage: Eukaryota; Metazoa; Rotifera; Eurotatoria; Adinetida; Adinetidae.